UGCAGGCACCUCCCGGCAGGCGGGGAGAUCGGGUGGAGCCUGGGCCUUAGCUUUCCCGUUAGAAUUUGGCUCUGAGGCUUCUCUGAGCGCUUGUGCUUGCUUGUGGGGUGAGCCAGGAGUCGGGCUAGGAGUUCGCCCCUUUUUGGCCGCACUCCCUGGUCUGCCUCGGAUUUCUUACGUAAGUCGUGCAGCAGCACCGACUUGGGGAGGGUGACGGUGAGGCAGGGUUUUAGGGAGCCACGCCUACUGCUGGCAGACCUACCCUUGCAGGUAUGGGUUUUCCAGCGUAGAGAUCCCUGAAAUACACUCUCUGAAACCGUGUGUCCAUUUUUCUGGGGAGCGAGUUUAUAGCUUCAUCCUAUCCUCAAAGAGUCCCACGACCCCCAAAAGUUAAGAACCACACAGCCACGGGUUGAAGAGGGUCAGCAGUAGCCAGUGGCCGUUUUCUGCCUAGCCUCUGGUCCCGGGGGCAUUGCACUAGAGAUCCUUAUGUCAAACUGCUGCUUGACGCAAUGAAGCACUCUGGUUGCGCUGUUAACACAGACAGACACUUUUCUUGUGAAGACUGUCACGGACACGUCAGUGGGGGCUUCGAUGCGUCAACGUCUCAGAUUGUCCUGUGCCAGAAUAACAUCCGCAGCGAGGCCCACAUGAGCAGGGUGGUCACCCACGAGCUCAUCCACGCCUUCGACCACUGUCGCGCUCACGUCCACUGGUUCUCCAACGUCCACCACUUGGCCUGCUCAGAGGUCCGAGCUGCUAACCUUAGUGGAGACUGUUCACUUGUCAAUGAACUAUUCAGGUUACGUUUUGGAUUAAAACAACACCAUCAGACUUGUGUGCGGGAUAGAGCCAUUCUGUCCAUCCUGGCUGUUAGGAAUAUCAGCAAAGAAGUCGCUCAAAAAGCUGUUGCUGAAGUUUUUGAAUCCUGUUUCAAUGACCUUGAACCUUUUGGAAGGAUCCCACACAACAAGACUUAUGCAAGAUACGCUCAUAGAGACUUUCAGAACCGUGAUCGGUAUUACUCAAAUAUAUGAAGACGAUGGUGUUUUAUCUCACACAGCUUCGACGAGCAUGAAGAAAAAAAUAAUGGUUUGCAAGUGAACAAGCAUAUGAAAUGCCACCAAUCAAAUACAGUUAAAACACAGAAGAUGCUGAUUUUAACUUACCCAAAAAAGUAACUGUGGCAAAGAAUGAAACUGCCUUAAUUUCCAAGGCAAAAAUGGUUUCUUUAUAGUUUGCAUUUGGUAAAUAAUAUGAAUAAAUUACAUUUUUGUAUUUUCUGCAGUGU
This is a messenger RNA of Lepus europaeus (European hare), 1291 nucleotides long. RefSeq names its product ATP23 metallopeptidase and ATP synthase assembly factor homolog (gene ATP23). Gene Ontology annotation, biological process: mitochondrial protein processing; mitochondrial proton-transporting ATP synthase complex assembly. The transcript is spliced from 6 exons. Bases 513 to 1037 code for a protein of 174 amino acids. Gene Ontology annotation, molecular function: metalloendopeptidase activity. Gene Ontology annotation, cellular component: extrinsic component of mitochondrial inner membrane. The record is from RefSeq and is a predicted model, not a curated record. NCBI's taxonomy places the organism in Eukaryota, Metazoa, Chordata, Mammalia, Lagomorpha, Leporidae.